CCCCAAUCUAAUAAUAGAAAACGGAAAGGCCAGAAUGAUAUCAGACACUAAAGAUGAACGUUGUGUGGAUCUUCUGCGAAGAAGAAUGAAGAUUUUCUGAAACGUGAUUUUAUAGUCUCUGAUUGAUUCGUUGAAGAAUUUUGAAGAAUCAACAUGCCGGCAAAUGCUCCAAGAUUGAGGUUUGAGGAUCUUCUUGUAGGGGAUAAAUUAGGAGAUGGUGGGUUCGGAGUUGUGUACAAGGGAAGUUAUAGGAACAAAACCGUUGCCAUUAAAUUUCUUCACCCGAGGGAUAGGGACAUCUCACAAAGGGACAAGCGUGACUUUGAAAAAGAAGCAAGGAGGUUGUUUGAAGCACUUCAUCACCCUUUUAUCAUUGACAUAGAAGGAAUUGUUUUGGGUGAGAAAUACGCUCUUGUGCUAGAGUACAUGCACUUCGGCCAUGUACAGCACUUCGUGAAGGAUUAUGAAGUUGGUUUACCGCUCAAGAUGCGUAUUACCAAGCAGAUUAUAUCGGCAAUGGACUUUCUUCACAUGAAAGAAGUAAAGCAUCUUGACUUGAAGGCUGAAAAUGUGCUUAUGAACAGUAAUUUUGAUGCCAAAGUUUGUGAUUUUGGCCUGUCAAAACGUAAGACAGCAACUUGUACAGUGGAACUUCAUGGAGAGAGUCCUGUCCGACGGGCAACUAUUUCCCACAUUGCACCAGAAGUACUAAAAAACAUUAAUUUGGAAGCCUCCUAUGAACAAGAUGUAUAUGCCUUUGCGGUCACAGCUUGGGAGAUAUUUACUGGACAAAUACCAUUCGGUAACCAAAAUAAAAAUAUGAUUAAUGAAGCUGUGAUCGGUGGCCAAAGACCAGACAUAAUGCUAUUGGAUCGUGACUGUCCACAGCAAGUGAAAGCCAUGAUAGAAAAGUGCUGGACCCAGAGUUCAAAGGAUAGACCACUGUUCUACUAUUUGAAAAAAGAUUUUGACAUGCUGUACGUACCUUACCAUGCACGAGUAAAAAAAGUUUGCUAUGAAAUAAGAGCCCAGAUUUGUAGGAACUAUAAAGAAGAUCCAUCCCAUUAUAAAGAAGUAUAUGAGUGUACAAAGGAUUUUGAUACACAGCGAACGGAAGAGGAGACAUUUAAUCAGACCACUCCAUGGGAUUCACAGCCAGAUGCAAAUAAAUCAACAACAAGAGUUGAACAUCCAGAGGAAAACCUAAAUCCUGAAAGUGGGACAAGUAAUGAGGAAAAGUCAAUUCAGGAGGGUGAACCAACUGUUCAAACUCAGCUCUCGUCUUCCUCUGACAGUAGCCUGGCAACUCCUGAUGGGAACACUGAGAGAUCAUUAUGGAGCAAUGUUGCUGGUCCAGUGUCUCAACAGUCUGGUUUACAUUGUAUCUCGUAUGGUAGUCAAAAUGCCAGCACCAAUCUUGCGACUCCUAAUCUUUCAUGUUAUGGGGCUUCAAAUGAUCAAAUAUCAAACAGCAAUGUGACACCAGCUGUAACUCCACAGGUAAAUGAUGAAAUUGCAUUAGCUAAUUAUACCCAAAGAUUGUAUGUAAGAGAUCUGACAGAGGGUGAGACUGGACAGACUGACAUGAAUCAUCAUUCUCAAGAUGGUGGAAAUCCGAACAUAGACAUACUUGUGGACAGAAUAACUAACACACAGGAAGCCUCAAGAGCAUAUGUUGAGCCUCAAGCAAGAGUUGACAGACAAAUUCCAGAAGCAGGAAGAGGAGGGAACCAGGGAAAUCCAUUAGAAGCCACUUGGGUUGGAAAUAAUCCUAACAACCAGGAAGAGAAUGAUAUGACUAUGAUGAAGAUGAGUCAAAUGUCAGACAGGGUUUCAGUUCUUCCUCCGGAGCAAUUGGUGAACAGAUUUCAGUCAAGGCAAGGGACAGUGUUUGACCAGAACCCACAACCUACCAUUCAUCAACCCUUGAUUCUGCCUUCCAAUGUGAACUGCAGACAAGAGGCUCAAAAUCAUGAAUAUAAGACAGUGAUGCCAUCAAAAUAUGGACCAAGCACGCCAUAUGUAGAUGCUCAGACGGGAAGUCAUGCAGGUCAAGCACCAAGACAGGACCCUCAAGGCCAUGGAUCUCCAUUUAAUGCACAUGCAACUAUGAAUGAGCAGUCCACAAAUGCCAGAACAGCUCAAAACCUGCAGACCAGGGAGACAAACAUGGCUGUCAGCAGCUCAGCUAACCAGAAGUCUCCAUCAUUUCAACCUGAUAACACACCAGUGCAGAGAAACACAACAAAUGGAAUUGUGCAUCAAGCUAUUGGUUCUUCUAAAGGGCAGUUUCUACCAUCCUAUGCAAGACAACAGGAGAUAUUUGGUCAGCGGGUUCAAAACCAACAUGUUUCCCCUCCCACUUUUUUAAAUCAACCAGCACCUUUUAUGGUGAGUGGUGAUUACCCACAACAUGCAAGAGUAACUUUGAGUCAAACAAACAUGCAAAGACCAUUUUAUCCGCCACAACAGCAGGCAUCGAUCAAUCCCACAUAUCAGACUGCUCCAUCUCAGAGGCCAAUGUACCAACCAGGAAGCUCUCAAAAUCAAUGGCAACCAUUACACAUUCUGCCUGGUGAUUCAGGGACUGGAAAAUUAAUGUCAGACUUACCAGAACCACCAUCUAACUCCACACAGUUCAGACCAUUCAGUUCAACUGAAAACUCAGCAGAUCAGUUAAGAACUGAAACACGUCCUUCCCAGACUUCCCAACCAUAUGCAUCCCGGGGGGCGUCUCAAGAAAGACAGGCAACCAGAGGGACAUAUCAAGACUCGCGUACAUCUGGCAAACCCAUUACUAUCAAUCACAAACAUGAGGGCGGUGCAUUCACCCAGGUGUUUAUUAAUAGUGAGAUGGACUUGCCCCCAAACAUCCAGAUAGGCAAUAAGAACCGCAUGGUCGUGUAUGACAACAGGGAGGGCAAACAGCAUAGGAAGGAGAAGGUCGCUAAGAGGAAGAGCAAGUGCAGGCUCUCACAGCUGUCUGAGUCAAGACAGGGGCUAUCCCCAGCGCAGGUUGACCUAGUUUCUGCGGAGUCAGGCCAGGGGUGGAGGAAAGUGUGUCGACAGCUUGGAUUGGACGAUCCAGAACUGGAACAACUUGAGUAUGAUUAUCACCUCUCUGGACUGUAUGAGAUAAUGUACCAAGGAAUCCGUCGCUGGCAGCAGCGAUUGGGCCAGGAAGCAACUGUGGCUGCUAUGGCCAAGGCAUUAUGGGAAGCAGACCGAGAUGACUUGGCCCUCCAGUUGCCUGAAGUGCAGGAGUCGUAAAUGGCUAUGGAACUACUAGUAUGUGUUUUAAGCAAAGAUGACUUUAGCCAAUCUGACGGGGAUGACUCAGCUUUCAAGUUGCCUUAAGUGCAGAGUCAUAUUGGCUUUGUUACUAUGUGUUAUUGGAAGAAAUGACUUAAGCCAAUCUGACCGGGAUGAGUUGUCCCAUCAGUAGCUGACACAGCGUUCACUGGGAAAGUUGAAAAAGUGUUGAAAGAUAUGAAUUAUUGUAAUGUUUACUUGUAGAUUCACAGUUGAUGGGAUCAUACUACAAUUACAGGUGCAGAGUUGAAUGGCUCACACUUAAAUGGUCAGAGAUGUACAUUUUUGUUAAGCUAUGGUGCUCAUUUCAAAACAUUAAUAAUGUAAAUAUUUAAUUAUGGAUAUGCUCAAAUGGUUUUAUGAUAAAGAAUGUGCAUCAAUUUUAUAAAAUUAUGUCCAUGAUAUUGAUGUAUCUAAAAAUAUAUUCCCCUUUAACAUUUACAUGUAUUUUCAUUAAACUACAAUGCCAUGAACCAUGUGUUGCAUGUCGGCCUAAAAUUAUCAAUAGCGAUUAUGUACUUAAAGCAUGACUAAUGCUGAAGAAUAUCUAUUAUGCAUAAGAAAAUAUUUAUAUGUAAUGAUCAGUGUUUGCUCUGAAUGAAGAAAUUUGUAGCUGUAGUAAGAUAUUAGUUGUAGCACAUUUUUUAUCUGCCUUAUAAAUAUGUUGUUAUUUAUUUUGUUCUUUGUUUACUUACAAUAUGAAUAAUUUGAUGGAUGUUGCAACAUUGAACAUUUUAAAUGUAUGUUUCCAUUAUAAUUAUGUUUUAAAUAUGUUAUGAAAUGUCGUAUAUGAAUAUUAACCAUAUUUAUUAUAUGCUUUCCAGUGAUUUAUAAUGUUUUACCAGUGAAUUAAAAUAUUUGAUAAAAUAUUGAUAUUUUUCUGUUUUGAAAUUAUGCCUGCUCUUACUUCAAAAUUGAACAUUUUCACACAAGGCUGAGACAGAAUUCCAGCGACAUCAUUUAUGAAAUAAUGUUACAUUGGCAUGAAAUUUGGCGCAUUAUUAUAAGUUUUAAAAUUAACAAUAGUUUUAUAUCCUUUUUAGGCAUAAAAUACAAAGGAAAAAAUGUUUGUUUCAGGGUAAGAUCGCAAUAUAUUUCAUUGGGUAAACACAAAAAGUAAAUAUUUCACUAAUGGCUACCCCACUCGUGAAAUGUAGUAUUUGGUGCUCAAUGGUGGUUGGUGAAAUAAAUUAUCUUACACUGAAACAUUUAUUCUCCAUAUAAUGAUGUUUUAUAUAUUUCUCAUCACAGAAUGUCAUACUUUUCUUGGAUGCAGACAUUUUUUAUAAAAAAUCUUCAACAUAUUUACAAGACCUUUUGAUUGAUAAAGAUGGCUAUGAAUUCUGUUCUGAAUGUUUCAUGUUAGGUUUUUCACAUUGAUCCAGAUGCUUGCUAUUAGUAUAUUUCAUUGUUCUGUUUCAUUGUGUUUUUCUUUAAGGCCACACCAUUUUUUUUUUAUUGUUCAAUGGAUUUUUGUCUGGAAACAUUUUGAGGGGUGAGAAAAAAAAAGCCAAAAUGAAAAUAAAUUUUAUUAUUUAAUCAAAAUGGAGGAGAAAGCCAUAAAUUAGAAAUAGUUCAAAUUAAAUUACUCAAUAAUUAAAACUUAAUACUGCCCAGAAAUCCUAAUUUUUAGGACAUAUGAAGAACCCUCUCCAAUGGUUGCUUUACCAGAGUGGAUUUUUCUUUUCUUUUGUUUUCAGUGCAAAAACAUGAUGAUUAUGCAGAUGGGCAAUUUCUGUUUAAGCGCUUAAAGUGAAAAUCAGGAGCGGCCUCUUAAUUUUUAUUUUUUAAAAACCUUGUAUUUAAGAAAAAUCAUGUGCAAUAAAAUAACAUGACAAAAAAUAUAAAAUUGGUUUGGCCUUAAGGUUCUGUACAAUCAAUUUUUAUUUUGUUUUGAUAUUGUUGCAUAAAAUAAGAAAAGUUGUAUGUAUCUAUCAUUACAAAUGAUAUUUGGUUAUAAAUGUAGUGGACAUAGGUGAGCUUCUUGGUCUCACAGUCUGGGCUGUGUCCAAAAUCUGUUUUUAAAAAGGCAAAAGCGUGGAUUGAUCUACAUAAACAUGCACUCUUACUGGUACUCCCAAACAAGAUGUAUCUCAAUUAUCAUAAUUGUUUUUAUUUACCAAAAAGGAUGAAAAAAUACCAAAAACAAUGGUUCUUCUGAAGGAUACCAUGUUUAAUUUGAAAGAAAGAUGCAGAAAACAUAUGAGACAAUAGUUAAUUGCUGUAAAUCUUUUAGGACCCACCAGUCAUUUAAUGUUUGUUCGUUGUCAGCCAUUAAAUACACAGCUACAAUUUUGUUAUCAGUAAUUAAUAUUUUUCAUAAAUGCAUUAUUUAGUAAGUAGUUAAAGAUAUAUAUUCCUCAAAAUUUAUGUUUGUUAUACAUGUGUAUUGAUUUUUAAAAAUCAAGUGUCACUUUAACUCUAUUACUGCAAGGUAAAUUGUCAAGAUGUUAAUGAUUAUUGAAAUGAAUUAUGAAACGUUCAUCAGUGAAAUAAAAAAAAAAGGUU
Molecule: messenger RNA, 5820 nt
Organism: Mya arenaria
Lineage: Eukaryota; Metazoa; Mollusca; Bivalvia; Myida; Myidae
Product: probable serine/threonine-protein kinase DDB_G0278665
Exons: 17
Coding region: 154-3270 (1038 amino acids)
Biological process (GO): protein phosphorylation; signal transduction
Cellular component (GO): cytoplasm
Molecular function (GO): protein binding; protein kinase activity; ATP binding
Source: RefSeq, a predicted model, not a curated record